Messenger RNA from Cicer arietinum (chickpea), 1320 nucleotides. RefSeq names its product probable isoaspartyl peptidase/L-asparaginase 2. NCBI's taxonomy places the organism in Eukaryota, Viridiplantae, Streptophyta, Magnoliopsida, Fabales, Fabaceae. Gene Ontology annotation, molecular function: hydrolase activity. The record is from RefSeq and is a predicted model, not a curated record.
CCCACAUUCCCAUAGUUUGUUGCAGAGUCCAAAGAUUCAAUCGAUAUAAAGAGAGAAAGGUUAAGAGAGCAGAGAGAGUGCGAGAAACAUGGGUGGUUGGGCUAUUGCUGUGCAUGGUGGCGCUGGUGUUGAUCCCAAUCUCCCACUCAAUCGCCAAGAAGAAGCCAAACAACUUCUUACCCGUGUUCUCAAUCUUGGUAUCUCUGCUCUUCGUUCCAAUCUUUCCGCCAUUGAUGUUGUUGAACUUGUGGUGAGGGAAUUGGAAACGGAUCCAGUAUUCAAUUCGGGUCGUGGAUCUGCCUUGACGGAAAAAGGAACGGUUGAAAUGGAGGCUAGCAUUAUGGAUGGCCCAAAAAGACGAUGCGGUGCCGUUUCGGGUUUAACAACCGUCAAAAAUCCCGUUUCACUCGCGCGUUUAGUCAUGGACAAAUCCCCUCAUUCCUAUCUUGCCUUUAACGGUGCUGAAGACUUCGCUAGACAACAGGGUGUGGAGGUUGUGGACAACGAAUACUUUAUCACCCCUGACAAUGUUGGAAUGCUUAAGCUGGCAAAAGAAGCAAAUGCAAUCCUGUUUGAUUACCGAAUCCCUGCAUCUGGAUAUGAAACAUGCGGUUCAGGGAUUGAGAGUCCAAUCCAAAUGAAUGGACUGCCGAUAAGUGUAUACGCACCGGAAACAGUCGGGUGCGUAGUGGUGGACCGUGAAGGGAGGUGCGCGGCCGCCACAUCAACAGGAGGUCUAAUGAACAAAAUGAUUGGACGAAUUGGUGACUCGCCACUGAUAGGAGCCGGGACCUACGCAUGUGACCUUUGUGGUGUAUCAUGCACCGGAGAAGGCGAGGCUAUCAUUCGAGGCACUUUGGCACGUGAGGUGGGUGCUGUUAUGGAAUACAAAGGUCUUGGUCUUCAAGAGGCAGUGGACUUCGUCAUCAAGCAUAGGCUGGAUGAAGGGAAGGCUGGGCUUAUAGCUGUUUCGAAUAAAGGAGAAGUCGCAUAUGGAUUUAACUGCAAUGGCAUGUUUAGGGGAUGUGCUUCUGAGGACGGGUUUAUGGAGGUUGGAAUCUGGGAGUAAAAUGUUGCAAUUGUCGUUGCAAUGCUGACUUAGUGUUUGGUUGAUAUGGAAUUUGUUGGGUCUUUUUAUUUUAUUUUAUUUUCUUUCAUUUGUUUUAAUUUGGGUUUUAGGGUUGGUAGUCAUCACUUUAGUUGUUUCAUUGCAACUUGAGAGUCCUUAUAUUUGAAACAGAGUCCUGUAAUUAUGUAGAGGGAUAAAAAAAUGUGAAAUAAUAAUAGUAAGGUAACUGUUUCUCAUUUAGUAAUAAAAAA